GGUGGCGGCGGCGGGCGCGCUGCCGGGCCAGCCCGGUACAGCCCGGCGACCCGGGAGCUGCUGAGAGCAAUGAUGGAGGAGUCGAAGCUGACGCGUUUCCAGAGGCGAUACCUGAUGGACUGCGUGAAACGAGGAGAUACCCUGCCCCUCCAGUGCCACCCCACAUCCAGCAAAGAGCCAGUGCCUGCAGUGCCUGCUUUCUCCCCACCAGUUUGUCAGCCAAGCAGGCUUUCAGCUAAACCCCAUCUCCGACCUGCCAAGGUCUGCCAGGCAGGAGAUGCCUACACCCGAGAGAAAUUCAAGCCACGGGCAAGGCGAGAUUUGGAAAAGGAGAAGCAAAGGCUCCAGAACAAAUUAGCAACAGGGAAGGAUGUGGUGGAGCGCAAGGUGAAGCAGACACUGGUUCAGACAAAGGAAGAGGAGAUACCCGAGCCUGACCGGUUUGAAGAAUUGGUGAAUGAAGUUCAGGAGAGGAAGGAGUUCCUGGCAGAGAUGGAAGCUCUAGGACAGGGCAAAAAGUAUCGAAGAAUUGUCCUCACUGAAAUCUCACAGAAAAUGCGUGAGAUGGAGAUCAUUGACAAGAAGAGAAGUGAGGAAAUGAGGGAGAUCAUAACAAAAGACAUCCCUGGUGGGAACAAAUCCGAUCCCCACGACUAGGUCAAGGG
Gavia stellata (red-throated loon) is the source of this 665-nucleotide messenger RNA. It is a transcript of the gene C4H22orf23, whose product is annotated as chromosome 4 C22orf23 homolog. The record is from RefSeq and is a predicted model, not a curated record. The transcript is spliced from 6 exons. The annotation marks the transcript as partial. Lineage: Eukaryota; Metazoa; Chordata; Aves; Gaviiformes; Gaviidae.